AUGGCCGAAGAGGUGAGCUAUGAUGUUGUGGUCACGGAUCCUGACAUUGCCAAGUUCUCAAGCAUCGUGAACUCGUGCGAUGUGCUGAUGCGUGUUCAUGGAUCAGCGCUUACCAACAUGGUGUUCCGUCUUGGAAACGCUGCGGUGAUCCAAGUAGUUCCAUGGGGUAAUCCGGACUGGAUUGCAAGCCACUACUUCAGGGUACCAUCCAAGCAAAUGAAGCUGAACUACAUGGAGUACAGUAUAAAUGAGGAGGAAACUACACUCUCCGAACUGUGUCCCAGAGAUCAUGCAAUUUUCAAGGUCCCCAAGUCACUGCAUCCUCAAAAAGCAGAUUGGGAUACAUUUUCCAGGAUUUUCCUGAAAGAACAGAAUGUGAAGGUUGAUGUGAGAUAG
Musa acuminata AAA Group (dessert banana) is the source of this 396-nucleotide messenger RNA. Its product is annotated as beta-1,2-xylosyltransferease XAX1-like. The transcript has a single exon. Gene Ontology annotation, molecular function: glycosyltransferase activity. Lineage: Eukaryota; Viridiplantae; Streptophyta; Magnoliopsida; Zingiberales; Musaceae. Bases 1 to 396 code for a protein of 131 amino acids. The record is from RefSeq and is a predicted model, not a curated record.